UCAACGACACGGUCAUGGAUAUGGGAUCAUUAAUGACAGAGUGUAUGCCCUUCAUCUUCCUGCUUUUGCUAACACAUAAUGGGGUUCAUGGCGAUACAUGGAAUGUCACCUACAACUCUACAUAUAUCUGUGCUCUGGAGGGAUCAACACUAAAUUUGUCCUGCUCCUACCGUAGCAAAUGUAAAGUUAAAAAUAAAUACUGGAUAAACCAAGACUCUCAUAUACCUGUUGAUUUAUCUAAGAACAAUACGUACAAACACAGGGUCAAAGUGAACUGUGGAGAAAGUCAGUGUUCUCUGUCUAUGACUAAACUAACCAAACAAGAUGCACAGUAUAUGUACUAUUUUAGGAUUGAAGGCAAUUGUCAAGAAAGAUGGAUAGGAAUACCAGGGAUCUCAGUGAAUGUCACAGACCUCCAAGUUGUUUCCACUAAAAGGACGAAUAAUGUAACCAAGGGGGAUGCCAUCACUCUCACCUGCAACACCACCUGUAAACUAACCAACAGCCCUUCAUUCAUCUGGAGUAAAGAUGGACACCCUGUAGAAGAGAAUCAGAUCAUCUACAACCAGCUGCAGCUCCACCCAGUCGGUUCCGAAGAUGAGGGCAACUACACCUGUGCCGUUAAAGGACAUGAGGAUCUCUCAUCUCCACCCUACAGACUCAAUGUACAGCCAGGUGACCAAAGUGCCGUGAUGAAUGUGCUGAUCGCUGUGGCACUGUGUGUAGCUGUUGCCGUCCUCUGUGCCAUCUCCUGGGUCUGGUUUCGCAAGAGGCGCAAAGAGAGAAAAGGAGAACACGUAGAGCAACAGAGGGCAACAUCCAGUGACGUGCUCAGGGCUGAUGCCGCCGGAGGAGGAGGAGGAGGAGGAGCGCAGGAUGAUGGUCAGUACUGCAACAUUAACUUCCAGAGCGCCGGCCGGGGUAGAGCUGCUGCUCCCCCUAGUGGUGCGGAGGAUGAUGGCCACUACUCCACCAUCCAGCCCCACAGCUCUGGACAGACUGCACGAGGUCAGGAGAAGGACGUCCAGUACACCAGUGUCCAGUUUGAUGAAAAUAGGGGAACAAUGAGUCCGUUGGGGCAACCAGAAGGAGACACAUCAGUGAUCUAUAGCCAUGUUUCCUGAGGAGCCGUCUGCAACCAACACCGCACAGUCUGGAAUGCAGCAACAUCAUCUUCAAUUUCAUCCACCUCAUCAUCAUUGCCAUCAUCAUGCUGAUCAUUAUCAUUAGCUAGAAAGCCUGAGGACCUCCUCUGCAUUCAUGACCCCACAGUCUGACAGUACACACACACACACACACACACACACACACACACACACACACACACACACAGAGUCCACCACUACUAGCACCAUUGCAAUCUCUACCCUUCCUUCUCUACCCUUGAUCACACCGAACAGGCCCCAACACCCCGAUCUGAUCACACUGAACAGGCCUCAACACCUCGAUCCGAUCAUACUGAACAGGCCCCAACACCCCAAUCUGAUCACACUGAACAGGCCCCAACACCCCAAUCUGAUCACACUGAACAGGCCCCAACAGCCUGAUCUGAUCACACUGAACAGGCCCCAACACCUCGAUCUGAUCACACUGAACAGGCCCCAACACCCCGAUCUGAUCACACUGAACAGGCCCCAACUCCCCGAUCUGAUCACACUGAACAGGCCCCAUCACCCCGAUCUGAUCACACUGAACAGGCCCCAACACCCCAAUCUGAUCACGCUGAAUGAAUGGUGUCAUGUGAACUGUACUCAUGCUGUGAAACAGAUCUCAAUUUGUGUCUCGCCUUAAGAUCUCAAAAUAUUUUUCCUUCUCAAUCUAUUCGUAUUUCAGCUUACCCCAGUUUUAUGACACCUAUGAAGUGCUCUAUUGAUCACAACAACCAUAGUAAACAAUGGUUAAACAAAGCAGGCUUUGCAACAAUUAAAUCAUCUGCAAGCAAGAUAACUAUCCAACAUUCUUUCAUCCCUUGAUGUACAUAAUCAUGAACAAAACGUUGUACUUGGUGUCUCUUCCAUUACCUUGGUGGACUUGGUGUUCAUACAUCUGUGACAU
Sardina pilchardus (European sardine) is the source of this 2055-nucleotide messenger RNA. RefSeq lists its product as uncharacterized. The coding region runs from base 15 to 1124 and encodes 369 amino acids. Lineage: Eukaryota; Metazoa; Chordata; Actinopteri; Clupeiformes; Clupeidae. The record is from RefSeq and is a predicted model, not a curated record. The transcript is spliced from 8 exons.